Messenger RNA from Solenopsis invicta (red fire ant), 1582 nucleotides. RefSeq lists its product as uncharacterized. The transcript is spliced from 2 exons. Lineage: Eukaryota; Metazoa; Arthropoda; Insecta; Hymenoptera; Formicidae. Bases 520 to 858 code for a protein of 112 amino acids. The record is from RefSeq and is a predicted model, not a curated record.
AGAGCAACGGGAGCUUGCGCCGACAUGGCGCAGGUAGGCCCGGGAACCAUCCGGCGAGGGCCGGACCUCUCGAGCCUGUACCCCCAACACCAACAGGGGAAGAGGCGGGGGAAGGACGGUGUCCCUCUGCCCCGACCUAGGGCAGAACUAGGCCCCUAAGCCCUGCCAGGGGUGCCUACCGCUAAGGCGCCCCUGGCGAGACGUCAACAGGCCGACUGGGUCCGGGGGGCUCCGGAAGUAUGCUGCACGCGUUCCCGGAGCCAUUCAGUUAUGGACCAGGGCAGGACACCCGGAGGGGUUUUAGUGGGUAGGCCCUCACCGGCACGUCGCUGGCGGGGGGGAGCCCCACAUAACUGCCAGGCCUCCCCGGAGGUCUAGGAUAUGCGGUAACGCAUUUCCCCUCCGUUACAAAAAAAAGCGGAUGCGGCAGAAGGGGAAACCUCGCAAGUCGAAGGGCCCGCGGUCAUCCCCCUCCCCUGGCGCGACCGGGAGCGGUGCGCCAGCAAUCAACGCCCGUAAAUGUUCUCGGUCCCGAAGGCGAAUAGGAAGAGUGUCAAGGUUACGCCUUACGCAGAUGAGCCCAUUUCUCACUCAAGCGCGGUGAAGAAGUCCCUCCCUGACCGCUUGUCCCGCCUUGCCAAGGAUCUCACGGGAACGAGCGGAAAGACGCUCAUUGAUGUUAAUAAUGCCGGGGAGAAGACCGGGGACGUCGAAUCCGUCCAGCCUCCUCUUGGUUCUCUUCCCGCUGAUUCGCCGGUUGCGGGCAUCACACGUGGCCAGUUUAACAAUGACGGGACGAGGCCGGCCGCCAGUGGCAGGUAUACGGAAACAGAAGAUUCCCCAAAGGCGGUUCCCUAACUCCGAAGAUAAUCAGUUCCGAGCACAGUUUAGCGCGCUCGAGAGCUUCCAGCCUAUUUUCAAUCGCUGACAGUCCGCGCAAUUCAGCAGGCGGACCAUGCGCUUCAAGGACAUCCAUCCGUCGAUUGAGGGCGGUCUGCUGCGCCCUGAGGUCUCGAAUCAAAGCUGUAAGCGCGUUCAAAGUGACAGUGAGCCUCGCAUCAAGAGCAGACACCUGAGGCUUAAUUGUGGAGAGGUUUGAUGAGUUGUGCCUUAAUAAUGGAGAGAUCCUGCAACUGAGACUCGAUGCUCGACAUCUUAAAAAGGAGAGAGGAAAGAAUGGCAUUUGUCAAGCCGGACGCAGGUUUGGCAGGAUUGAAGUUAGUAGAGGCGCUGGAUGCGAGGGAGGAAAUCUGACGUCCGAAGCGACAGUGCUCUCCACAUAGUGGGCAAAAGAUGUCAUCAGAAGAGGCAGCAGAGCAGGAAGGAAGCUCUAAACACUCCAGAUGGAAUGCGUGCUUUGCAUCCCGCUCACACUGGACAACAGCGGCGGCCGACAUAAACCUCUUGCAGAUCCAACAGCUAAGAGGCAUCUUGAUUGGCUGGAGAGGACUGUGAGGCAGAUCCACGAUGCGUCGCCGGACGCGCGCGCAACCACACAACCAGUAGAUUUAGGAACGCGCGCAGGUCCCAGUACACCGGCAGUAGAGUUGCCGAAGAGAGAGAGAGUGAGAGAGAGAGAGAG